ACAUAAUUUUGAGGGUAAUGGAAUCGAUGGGAAGGCUUUCUCAGAGUUUGAAUUGGAAGUAGGGAAAAUGACAGCGGUUAAUCAUCCGUGUAUUGUUCGCUGCUUUGGUAUGCUUGAGCCGACACCUGGAAUUGUCUUGGAGUUGGUUGAGUGUGGUUCGCUCUUUGAGAUCAUUCACAAGCACAAAGAUGAAAUGUAUUCUUCCUACAAUUCUAGAUUCUCGUGGAAAGACAGAGUCAGAUAUCUGUUAGACGCUCUGUAUGGACUCCGAGCGAUUCACAAUGCUGGAAUGAUUCACGGAGACUUCAAAACUUUGAAUCUACUGGUCAGCAGAGAAGGUCGGCUUAAAGUAGCAGAUUUCGGUCUGUCAAAAGUGUUGGAUGUUUUCUCUGUUAUCCCGGGCACGAAGACAAUAACUGGGACUCCUCAAUAUAUGGCGCCAGAAGUUAUGCAGAGCAAACCACAAGGUUUGCGAGUGGACUUGUACUCUGUGGGAGUUGUGAUGUGGGAGGUUUUGACUGGAACGAUUCCCUGGAAGGACAUGGAUGUCGUACAAAUAAUUCAAAAAGUUACGCACCAUGCUAAUGAAGUUCAGAGACCA
This is a messenger RNA of Guillardia theta CCMP2712, 601 nucleotides long. RefSeq lists its product as hypothetical. The record is from RefSeq and is a predicted model, not a curated record. Gene Ontology annotation, biological process: signal transduction; protein phosphorylation. NCBI's taxonomy places the organism in Eukaryota, Cryptophyceae, Pyrenomonadales, Geminigeraceae. Gene Ontology annotation, cellular component: cytoplasm. Gene Ontology annotation, molecular function: protein kinase activity; ATP binding. The annotation marks the transcript as partial. The transcript has 3 exons.